This is a messenger RNA of Plasmodium yoelii, 1200 nucleotides long. RefSeq names its product conserved Plasmodium protein, unknown function. The transcript has a single exon. The record is from RefSeq and is a predicted model, not a curated record. Bases 1 to 1200 code for a protein of 399 amino acids. Lineage: Eukaryota; Apicomplexa; Aconoidasida; Haemosporida; Plasmodiidae.
AUGAAAGUAACAUUUAGCUUAUUUUUUAUCCUUGUAGUUGCAACCAAGUUGAACCUUAAUGUGUAUUGUUCUAAAGAUUAUAUUAAUGAAUCUAACGAAAUUAAAUAUAACCCUUUUACCUUUGAUUUAAGCAGUUAUGAUUUAGAUAGCCAAAAUAAUUUUUUAAUAAAUUUAAAACACGAUGAACCUAAACAAAAUUUGAGAAAAAAGAGAAAUGAAAAUUCGUUAGAAUAUUCAGAAGAAAAUAAUUAUAAUACUGAAGAAUACAUGACCAAACAUAAUGAUGUUAAUGAUAACAUUUCACAUGAACAGUCAGAAUAUGAAACCACAGACGAAAAAUAUCCACAACAAUAUUCCUCUGAUUAUGAAACAUAUGUCACUCCAAAUUUAAAUGAAAAUGAAUCUUCUUCGGAUACAAAAUUAGAAAACGAAGUCUUUGAAACCUCUCCGAUUCCAUACGACAACAAUGCAAAUGCCGAAAAAGGUUAUGAUAAUUUAGAUGCAGAAUCAAAUAAUGAAUAUACCUCCGAAUCUAAUUACAAUACAGAACACAUAGAUGUAAACGAUACUGAAAGUAAAGGAAUAAAUGAAGUUUAUGAAAAUAAACCCGAUCUUGAUGAGAACAUAGCAAAGGAUCUUGAUGAGAACAUAGCAAAGGAUCUUGAUGAGAACAUAGCAAAGGAUCUUGAUGAGAACGUAGCAAAGGAUCUUGAUGAGAACAUAGCAAAGGAUCUUGAUGAGAACGUAGCAAAGGAUCUUGAUGAGAACAUAGCAAAGGAUCUUGAUGAGAACGUAGCAAAGGAUCUUGAUGAGAACGUAACAAACGAUCUUGAUGAAAACAAAGAAGUAAACGAGGUUGAAGAAAAUAAAGAAGUAAACGAGUCAAUAAAAAAAAAUGUAGAUAUACGCAAUAUUUUUGUAAAGGGAAUCGAUUUAUGUAAAGAUAUUUUUGAUUUUAGAAACAAUAAAUCUACAUUUAAAUAUGAAAAUAAUGGAGAUAAGAAAGGUAUUUCAGAAGAAUCAGAAAAUAGUGAGAACAAUCAAAUUACCAUUGAUACCACAAAUAAUACUGAUUCCAAAUCCGUUAUUUCAAAAGUUUAUGUAAUAGACAAUACAAUUGAACAAUAUAUGAAAGAUAUAUAUUCUAUAUUAAUAAAUAUACAAAAUACUAUUGAAAAAAGUAAAACAAUUGUAGAAUAA